AUGUGGUCACAGCCGGGCGUGAGCCCUUGCGCUUUUGCCAGAGCUAAGAGUUGUCUUUCAGGGAUGGGUUCACUCAGGGAUUGGUGCUUUUGCGGGCGUAAGCCCUUGAGCUUUUGCGUUAGAGCCAGGAGUUUUGAGACUGGGGGUACGCAGCUGCCGGUGAUAGGGUUAGAGCAGCCGAAACGUUUUAGAACACAUCUCUUAUAUUCUGUAUCAAGAGCUGGUCCUGUGCUUUCAGCUUCAGCCGAUGUUGUCGACAAAGUUGAUGGAUCUUAUGCUGAGGGGGAGAGAAAGGAUCAGUAUCGUCUGUUUCGGGAAGAAGGAUUCAUUCCAACUAGUUUGGGCAAGAGAGGGCCGGAAAGGAAGGGCAAGCAAGGGGGGAAGAACUCCCAGGAUUUCAGAUGCUUGUCCUUCAUCUCUUUGAUAUACGCGAUCGAGGGAUCGGAAGAGUCGACAAUAUAUGCAUAUGAUCGGCUAAAAACCUUCAAAAAGCGUGGGGUUCUACAUUUUCGAACUAACUCACUCACUCCUAAACCCGAGGUUUCGAAUUACCGGUCAAAGGAAGGAAAGACAGAUGCUCUAAGGUACGAAACUGGGCAAACUGCUCGGUCCGAAACUCACCUAUUUGGGCAAGGCAGAAAGAUUUACCAGUCCUCGCUUCCGAAGAAGAAUCAGAUCUGA
Molecule: messenger RNA, 681 nt
Organism: Striga asiatica
Lineage: Eukaryota; Viridiplantae; Streptophyta; Magnoliopsida; Lamiales; Orobanchaceae
Source: the annotation of a GenBank genome assembly